This is a messenger RNA of Zootoca vivipara (common lizard), 4599 nucleotides long. RefSeq names its product serpin family D member 1 (gene SERPIND1). Gene Ontology annotation, biological process: negative regulation of endopeptidase activity; blood coagulation. The record is from RefSeq and is a predicted model, not a curated record. NCBI's taxonomy places the organism in Eukaryota, Metazoa, Chordata, Lepidosauria, Squamata, Lacertidae. Gene Ontology annotation, molecular function: serine-type endopeptidase inhibitor activity.
CUACAGCUUAUGAUAUGGGGAGGGAACCAGGAAAUUGGAUCGAUGCAAAUAACUUCUGAAAGGCCAGGGAGAUACAAAACCAAGUUGCUGUCUGCUACAACUUCAGAAGUCUUGACAGUGUCUCGGUUGUGAAGAUGAAGCUGCUGCUGCACUCGGCUUUCCUCUCCCUCACAGUAACACUUGCAUUGUGUGGCAUCAAAGGUUUGCAAGAGCAUUUCGAACAACUCAGCGUUCAGUCUAUCAAUCCUCGUGGGCUCCACAACAAUGGGACUCUUAGCGUGGCCAAUCUCUCGCCUGAGUUUCACCAGGAGAAUACGGUGACCAAUGACUUGAGUACUGAAGGUGAUGAAGAGGAAGACUAUCUUGACUUUGAAACUUUGUUCAGGGAAGAUUACGACGAUGUUGACAUCAUCGAUCCAGAUAUUACCUCCGAGUUCAAACAAGGGAAUAUUCUUAAACUUUUCCAAGGGAAAACCAGAAUCCAGCGCCUAAAUAUCCUCAAUGCAAACUUUGCCUUCAACCUUUACCGGAGUCUGAAGGAGAAAGCCAACACCUCAGAGAACAUCCUUUUGGCUCCAGUUGGAAUUUCCACGGCCAUGGCUAUGAUUUCAUUGGGACUGAAAGGUCAGACGCAGGAGGAAGUGUGGGAUUCCCUUGGCUUCACCGACUUUGUCAAUGCCAGCUCCAAAUAUGACAUUACGACCAUUCACAGCCUCUUCCAGAAACUCACCCACCGGCUCUUCAGGAGGAAUUUCGGCUACACACUCAGGUCAGUCAAUGACCUUUAUAUUCAGAAACAAUUCUCUGUCCUCAGUGAAUUCAAAAGCAGCAUGAAGAGGCACUACUUUGCUGAGGCUCAACUGGCCGACUUCUCAGAUCCCACCUUCAUCUCGAAAGCCAACCAGCGUAUUUUGAAGCUCACCAAGGGGUUGAUAAAGGAAGCGCUGGUGAACGUACCCCCAACCACCAUCAUGAUGGUCCUCAACUGCUUGUACUUUAAAGGAACCUGGGAAAAUAAGUUUCCCGUGGAAAUGACGCGCAAACACACAUUCCGCUUGAACGAGAAAGAGACUGUGAAAGUUUCCAUGAUGCAGACAAAGGCCAAUUUCCUGGCCACUGUAGAUCAUGAGCUAGAUUGCGGGGUGCUCCAGCUGCCAUACGUGGGCAACAUCAGCAUGUUGAUUGUACUGCCGUAUAAGCCGUCGAGCAUGAGGACACUAGAGAAGCAACUGACUCCUCAGCUAGUAGAGAAGUGGCAGGAGAGCAUGACCAACAGAACGAGAGAAAUAAUGCUACCUAAAUUUAAGCUGGAGAAGAGCUAUGACUUGAUUGAGUAUCUGAAAAAACUGGGAGUAAAUGAGCUGUUCACCCAUAAUGGCAACUAUUCUGGGAUAUCGGAAGAGAGAAUCAACAUUGAGAAGUUCAAUCAUCAGGGAACUAUUACAGUGAAUGAAGAAGGCACCGAGGCGGCAUCUGUGACCACAGUAGCCUUCAUGCCCCUUUCAGCUCAAAUUCGCUUCAUUGUUGACCGUCCUUUUAUCUUUCUCAUCUAUGAGCACCGCACCAACUGCUUGCUUUUCAUGGGCCGAGUCGUCAACCCAAACAAGUUGUAAAAGAAGAGACGAGCUUUCGAGAUAGGUACAUCUAGGCAACCUUAAUGCGUCUUAAAUAGAACCAUUUUUAUAUGCCAAUUAAGUGUCUGUGUUAGUCGUAAGCGCUAUCGUGUGAAAAAUGCAAGGCUACCUAAUCAGAACCACAGCGAUAUAUUAUUUAAUUACAAUUUGUAAGGGGAAAUAUUGCUGCAAAGUACUAAAAACGCCCUGUUCUAUUUCAUCCAAAGCUACCUGGAGGUCAGAGGCAUUCUCUUUGCAUCUUGGAGAACAUUUUCAUGCUGCCUGAAGGGUGAAUAAAUAUUAGCUCCGGUGAGCUUCAAAAAGUCAGAUUAUUAACAGCAGCAGCUUUUCAGUUACUAAAAAUGGAUGCUGUCUAUGUUCUUCCCAGUUGGCCAAAGAGAUUUUAAACUUUAAUUAUAAAAGAACCAUUAAUGUUUGACAAGAGCAAUACAAAAUACUCAUCGGGAAUAUUGAACUGAGUUUCAUUUAAAACUUGGUGAAACAGAAGGAUGCUACAAGAAUUCUUUGUGGGUGAGGAGAGAGAAUGUGCAAAGAUCUAGGGGAAAAUAUGAUUCCUCAUCAGCUUGACUGAAGAAAAUGCAGAGAGUGGAAGUUGUCCAUAUACCAUCGGGAAGGUUUAACAGCAUAAAAGAGAAGAAAAGGCUUACCCUUAUUGGGGAACCUCUGUCCAUAUCUUGCUGAACUACAACUCCCAUAAACCCUGGCAAUUGACCACGCUUACUGAGGCUGAUGGGAGUUGUGGUUCAGCAGCUUUUGGAGGGCCAAAGGUUUCCCACGCCUCCCCUAAGUUCUCAAACAGAGAAGGAACUGCUGCUCAAAACGCUUUUGAAGUGGCUAUGGCAGGGAUUUAACAUGGGAGCUUCUGCAUGCCAUGCAGGUAUUCUACUACCAAUACUCCUCUCCUAUUAAAGUCAGUUUAGGGCUGAACAGAAAGAGCAUGAACUCAGCUGCAUUAUUUGUGGAAUCCAUAUAGGGCAAACAGUAUCGCUUUGCAAGAACACGAACACUUACUUUCACUCUGUAACUACACUACCUGUCGAAAGCAAGAACAAAUCUGCACUUUGAACAGCAUAGUUGUUGUACUGACAUUUAUGCAACCCAGAGAGGUACUACCUAAAGUACAAGCAAUCAUGUACACAUGCAGAGAUUGUUCCUAUAUUGUUUUUUAAAGAGGUGUAUACCUGGAGUUAUGAGAAUGCUUGAUACAAAAAAGUUUCCAUUAUCUCUGGGAGUAUCAACAUAAUUAUAAAGUUAUUGCAUAUUUAAUAAAAGGUUGUGCUGGAAUCUUGAAUUUGGAUGCUGCAUGCAGUUUUCUUUGCUGCCAGUGUAAGGUGACUUUUGUAUAAGAAAAUUCUAUCCUACAUCUGCAGCCACUAAAACCACAUUCUAAAGGGCUCAGUUUGGGGCAGCAAUUUGGGGAGGUACCAGCAAGAAAGAGGAUGGAUGGAGGAAACAGGGCUGAAAGCCUUAUAAGCAAGUACAGUCAUACCUCGGAAGUCGAACACCUUGUGACUCACGUUUUGGCUCCCGAACGCCGCAAACCCAGAAAUGAGUGUUCUGGUUUGCAAACGUUCUUUGGAACCCGAAUGUCCAACGUGGCUUCCAUGGCUUCUGAUUGGCUGCAGGAGCUUCCUGCAUCCAAUCAGAAGCCGCGCCUUGGUUUCUGAACAUUUUGGAAGUCGAACGGAUUUCUGAAACGGAUUCCGUUUGACUUCCGAGGUACGACUCAUUUAAAAAAAGAUUUCACUGUAAUCCGAGAAAAUAUUUUAUAAAAACAAUUUUAAAAAAGCAUUUCAUACAUGAAACUUCUGUAUUGAAGUAAUUUCUAUAUUUGAGGGUGGGGGAGAAUGUGUACCAAACUGCACACAAAGAUCUGUGUAAAGAAGUUUCUAUUUUGUUGCAUGUGCUCAUCAGCUCCCAAACACAUUCCCGCAUCAAGAGAUGAGUUCAUAUGUUCUUCAGAAGAAGACUACAUGCUUCCCCAUCCCCUUUUGCAUAAAUCAUCUCCCUGUUGGAAAAGCAAGAAGACCUGCAACAAAAUGGUGUGGCACAGAGCGCUUGAAUUCUGUGUUCCAGGCCACAAGCCAUGCCAUCUUUUAGGGCACUCUAUUCCAAUCUCCUAUGGUUCACUGACUGCUCCAGACACACUGGAUUUUGUGGCCACUCUGUCAUCACUGAGCUGCUUUGGGUCCGUCCCCCACACCUCUGAAAAUCUCGCAUUCCUCCCAAGAAUGCGGAUACCAUCCUGUCUUAUUUCCCACUGGCCCUACCAAUUAUACCUCAGUGCCUGAGCUGGGUUUUAGCAUGUAUCAAGAAUGGGGAAGCUUUGGUCCUCCAGAUGUUAUGGCCAAGGAGGAAAUAAGUUGUGGUUCAGCAACAUCUGGAGGGCCACAGGUUCCCCAUGCCAGGAAUAUAAGAUGCUUGCAUGUCAAGUGGCCAUUUUGAAGAGCACUCCCCGCCCCCUUUCCGGAAACAGAUCAAUUCCUGGCUAGCAACCUUUUUUAAAAAAAGGCUAAGCAUAAAAGCACUUGCAAUAGGAGCUGGGAACUCUUGAUCACCACAAAUUGUGCAAGAAAACUAAAUAUUUGGUUUACAGGCCCUCAAUGUAACCAUUAACUUCUGUUAGGGCUCAUAACAGUAUUUACAGAGAGCUUAAUGGUUGAAAAAAUGCAGAUUAGGGGGUCUCAGAUCAAACACCAUAAUGGCCUUGAAGUAUAUAUUUUGAAGUCUUUAGUGUAAACAACUUUUUUUUCUGAGGAGGAAUUGGUCUUGGCUUGUAGAUGGAGAAAUUACUGCUUUUCAGAAUUCUCGCUGUCUAUAAACCAGCCUGAAUAAAAAGUUCUCUCUUUCUCAUACCAGGAACAAAUACAGAGCUACGUCGGGCUUUUAUUUUUACACAACUGCAUGCCUCUUCUUUUGUAGAAAAAAGGCUUGCAUCCAGUAUUUGUCUCAGCACACAGAAUAC